AUGUCAUUAGAUAUAAGUGACUUCAGGUUUUCUACAGCAAACACGCCAAAUGUGUUUCAUCGCUUUGCAACUGCUGGCGACUGUAUUUCACCUGAUUGUCCUGAAGAAUACAGAAAAGGAAAUUUCAAAGUUGAUAUGAAUGGUACAAACUUUCUCUUACUGAACAGCAUUCCUUACUCAUUUCAUACAUUUCCGCCAUGUGCUCAACGUGUAUUCAAGGGAUCGAUGAGCUCUGAUCGUAGACAAUGGUCAGGAUACUGCGGGGGACAUUGCGGAAACUGCUGGCCUGAA
This is a messenger RNA of Paramuricea clavata, 291 nucleotides long. NCBI's taxonomy places the organism in Eukaryota, Metazoa, Cnidaria, Anthozoa, Malacalcyonacea, Plexauridae. The record is from the annotation of a GenBank genome assembly.